AUGAUUUGCACGAACCUACAUCAUGGGAACCUGCUGACCCCACAGCGGAACUUCGACAUCCACACCCGGCAAAAUGAAUGGGAGCUCAUUUUGUCGACGCUGCAAGAGGCUAUCUCGCUCACCCGACGCCGCCACAUUUACUCCAUCUGGCUUGACGCCCCGUGCAUCAUUCAAAACGAUAGCCGUGAUUGGAACCGCGAGGUCGUGAGAAUGGAGGCAUAUGACCAAAGUGCAUGGCUCGUCAUAGUGGGCCACUCGAGCUCAAAUGCGAAAAGUGGCUUGUUUGGUCCACGCCUAUUUGCGUACUAUGAAGGGAAACUAAAUCCGAUCACCUUCCACAAUGCUCAAUAUAAUUUUGCACAGGGGUAUUGA
This is a messenger RNA of Aspergillus ibericus CBS 121593, 372 nucleotides long. RefSeq lists its product as uncharacterized. The record is from RefSeq and is a predicted model, not a curated record. The transcript has 2 exons. The coding region runs from base 1 to 372 and encodes 123 amino acids. Lineage: Eukaryota; Fungi; Ascomycota; Eurotiomycetes; Eurotiales; Aspergillaceae.